Messenger RNA from Hemicordylus capensis (graceful crag lizard), 3825 nucleotides. It is a transcript of the gene TGOLN2, whose product is annotated as trans-golgi network protein 2. The record is from RefSeq and is a predicted model, not a curated record. The transcript has 4 exons. The coding region runs from base 146 to 1165 and encodes 339 amino acids. NCBI's taxonomy places the organism in Eukaryota, Metazoa, Chordata, Lepidosauria, Squamata, Cordylidae. Gene Ontology annotation, cellular component: endosome; trans-Golgi network; trans-Golgi network transport vesicle.
AGUCUCGCGAGAACAACAGUCGAGCGAAGGAAGCGUUCACAUCCGCCGGAAGUGUGGCUCGAGUAGCAUGAUAGGCCUGUAGACUUGCCUUUUCUGUAGGGGUGGGAGAAGGGUUGCUGGAAGCGGAAGAAACUCUUCAGGCGGCAUGGCGGUGAGGUGGCUGAGAGUCCUUUUCCUUGAGCUGGGAGUGCUUGUUGCUUUGGUGCCGGUUACAAUGGAAGGUUCGGGGAAGGCUGUGAAUAUCAACUCCGUGGUAACUGAAAAGCAAGCCAAGGUGUCAAUCUCAACUCCUUCAAAGCCUUCUGGCGAGUCUCCAGCUGAAGUCUCCAGUUCAAGUCCUGCUCGGAAUACCUUGAAUCCUAGUGUACCCAAGAUGGUGGAGAACAAGUCUCCAUUUGAUGUCUCCAGUUCACAUAUCGCUCCAAAGGAUUCAGACACUAGUACGUCCCAUUCAGGUGACCCGUCGGGGGUUAAGGAGCAAAAGGAGACUCGGCCUGAUGUCCCCAGUUCAGAAACAACUCCAAAGGAUUCAGAAACUAGUACGUCCCAUUCAGGUGACCCGUCGGGGGUUAAGGAGCAAAAGGAGCCUCGGCCUGGUGUCUCCAGUUCAGAAACAACUCCAAAGGAUUCAGAAACUAGUACGUCCCAUUCAGGUGACCCGUCGGGGGUUAAGGAGCAAAAGCCUCGGCCUGGUGUCUCCAGUUCAGAAACAACUCCAAAGGAUUCAGAAACUAGUACGUCCCAUUCAGGUGACCCGUCAGGGGUUAAGGAGCAAAAGCCUCAGCCUGAUGCCUCCAGUUCAGAUGUGAAUCUAAAGGAAGAAGCUGGAUCCAAUCCAGGAGACAUUGUGGAUGGACAUGAAAGUGUUGUUUCUCAGUCUGGUGACAGUAAAACAGAAGAAACAGAAGUAAAACAGAGUGACCUGGACGAAGAUGUAGAGGACCAGGGAAAGGCUGGCGAGCCAAUCGAUCAAGCCCCCAAGAAUGAAUCUGAGAAUAGCCAUUUCUUUGCCUACUUGGUGACCACUGCCAUUGUUGUUGCAGCCUUGUACAUUGCCUACCACAACAAGCGGAAGAUUAUUGCCUUUGCUCUGGAAGGGAAAAAAUCAAAGCUCACCCGAAGGCCCAAAUCUAGUGACUAUCAGCGACUCGACCAAAAGAUUUAAGGAAUCUUAAAUCUUUAUGCGCCUGAAAUUCCUGUUCGUGUGGAAUGAAGAUUCGUCCCGAAAAUGUGCACACAGAAUCAUAGGAUAAUUCUUGCCUUCCAUUGAUACAGCCCUAAAGCCUUCCAGCUGUUCUUCGGUGCCCACAAGGAGGGAGGAAUAGAAGUGCUUUUAAUUGUGCACGUGCACUUUGGUGAUGGUCAUGCCUCAAUCUUUCUUUCAAAGUCCUCAGAUAUGUGUUUCCCCUCGGCUACUUGAAGUUGGACUGUUUUCUCCCACACUGUGACAUAGGAACCAAUAACAGGAAACUCUCCUUGUGGUAGUCCAGACGCUGUAGCUUUUACCUUGACCCAAAGGGCUGUAUCAAGGAGGCACCUUGCCUCUUCAGAAAGUGGCUCAAUCUGUCUCUUUAUAGGUUCCUGGCAUUAUCAGCAUAAUUGGUGUGAUGGGCUUGUAGUUGACUUGAUGGAGCCUGUUGACUGCUGCCCAUGUUAUGAUCCAUUGCGUUAGUUGAGAAAUAUUUUGCCAGGGGUACGAAUUUGUUGUCUUCUGUUUGUAGGCAACAGAAAGUUGGGAGCUUGUUCAACCUCUGCAGCCCUUUCUAGAGAAGUCGGAGUACAAGUAAAGGACAUAUUAUCAGCUUGUUUCUUCUGAACAAUUUUGAUCAAUUGGUUGUUACAUUUCUAAUUAUUAGACUAAAGAUCAAAUGAUCCUAAGUCUGCUUGUGUUGGCCAGGGGAUGCCUUAAUCCUCGUCUCCCACUUCUUUUCCUAUGCUAGUGCCAAGCUUCUUUAAAAAGAAAUCUUGAUUAUCGGUAGUGCCAUAUCCCCAUUACAGAUGUCGCAGGAGCAAAACAAUGGCACUGAGGCUGUUCGAAUUGACCUAAGACCACAAAGGAUUGCCUGUGAGCUUUCCCUCAGAGACAGUUUAUAAGAAAUAAGCGCUUUAUAAACACUUGCCUUGUUGCAUGAUAAAUCCACCAUUCUAGCACUGAAUGAUCUUGCUCUUGAUCUUAGGAGUUUAUGGAUUAGUUGCUCUUGCACAUGUUUAAACUUUCCACUUCAAAGCUCUGUCUGAGGGCAUUGCUUCUAAAGUGUGAAGAGCACUUGAGUAGAAAAAGAUAGUGUUGUUCAUCAGGGCAUUGCAGUGUGUGUCAGUGUCCUCUGUAACAGGGAUUCCCAGAUGUUAUUGACUACAAUUCCUUAAUCCUCAGCUGAUGACCACUGCAGCUGAAGAUGCUGGGAAUCAUCUGGGAAUCCCUGUUACAGGGAGCACUGGUGUGUGGGUGUGGGUGUUUCAAUUCCAUAGUAGCACUAUCAUUCACCUAUUCAGGACAAACGUCCCUACAUAUUCCUGUAAUUCCACUGGGCAGGCUGCAAGUCAAAACAGCCUUUUCUUCUAGCUGGUAAAAUGGACUUGUGUGGCUCUGGAGGCCUUUUGCACCCUUUAGCUGUUCUCUGAGGCUCAUUAUAUUUCUACUUGUGGUGAGAGAGGGGGAAAUGUAGACAAGGAAGGCCAUUCUAAGGUUUGCUGCUUCAACCUUUCUUUGACAAUGUGUACUCUUCGGUCAAUAUUCUUAACUGAGAAACAUGGUCAUGAAGCUUCUUUAAGUCAUGUAACUUGGACUUGGGCACAUCUAAGCCUCCAGACCCCCUAAUGCUGAGCCUUCCUGCCAUUCUGCGGCCUGGUCUGCAACCGGAGCAGAAUGAGGGAGUAGCAUGGGCUGUACCACUUCAACCUGCAGGUGGGGGGAUACCAUUUUGAAUUCGCCUGUGUACAAAACAUUACCUGCAAAUAGAAAACCUAGCACGUCAUGGUUGGAAUCUAGCCCAAUCUUUUACCUGCAGUGAGUUUCUAAUUUGUAGGGAGUUAUUAACAAAUUCAAAACACCGGUUUUCCCCUACCACCACCACCACCACCAGCUCCUCCUCCUGCAGUCUGAAAUGGGACAGCCUAUUCCACCACCUGUCUGUGAAGACCAGGGCUGAGGAACUUGGGUGCAGGAAGUUGUCUUCAAGUGACUAAAGGCUCUUGAAGUGGCUGAAGACCUUGCCAUCCCUGAAGCCACAACUAUAUGAACAAUUGUCUGGUGUGUAGCUGCACCACUCACAGCUACCAGUGGCAGGGAACCAAGGACAUGUGCUGUUCCCAGGCCAGGAAUUGGCUGCUUGCUUGUAGUUGGUAGAAGAUCUUCCCUUCCAGCAUUAGCGGUACACUUCUGGAGUGCGAUGGAAUCGAUAGCUUCAAGCUCUUAGCAAGAGCCCUGAGUUUUGUCAUUGUGCUUUAUAUACAAUCUUGUGUGCUGUUUCCUUAAUUCUCUCAUAUGAAAUCUGUGGGAAUGCUUUUUAAAAGAGAAUCCUAAUAUAUUUUGUCGUAUUUUGACUAAAGUUUUAAACAUGUGAAAGUGUGCUUGGUUUUCUCUCUUGUGUUCACUUUUUUAAAAAAAAUAACUUGAACUUCAAACAGUUGGAGUCCUCUUUCUGGAUAGCUUUCCUGCAAAAUGUUACUGGAUUUCCUUUAGGUUGGCUUCCUACACUGUUUGCCUGCACACGUAUGUGUUUUUCGUUCUGGCAGCUUUACAAUGAGACACUUUAAAAGUCUGGACUUGUUUUUAAACUUUGUAAUUUUCCUGUGUGGUGAACUACAAUAAAUGGAUACACCAGA